AUGUUCGACGAGGGACGUUCAUCUCAAGUAUGCGACGCCCAGAGUCGCGACAGCAUUGCAAUCUCUAAAAACAAUCCAGAUUUAAAGGAUUUCGCGGUUGCUGUGGAGAACUAUCAGUUCAAGGUGUGGGUCAGCCGAAAGGAGACCCCGGAAAGCAUCGCGACCCUGUUUGGUAUUCAAAAUCAGGGACUACUGCCAAAGCAGAAGGCCCUGGGGAACGAGAUUCUAAAAGGGUUUACUCAUGCGUUUGAAGUAGCCAUUUAA
This is a messenger RNA of Phytophthora nicotianae INRA-310, 264 nucleotides long. RefSeq lists its product as hypothetical. Lineage: Eukaryota; Oomycota; Peronosporomycetes; Peronosporales; Peronosporaceae. Bases 1 to 264 code for a protein of 87 amino acids. The transcript is spliced from 2 exons. The record is from RefSeq and is a predicted model, not a curated record.